This is a messenger RNA of Emiliania huxleyi CCMP1516, 2340 nucleotides long. RefSeq lists its product as hypothetical. The transcript has 6 exons. The coding region runs from base 9 to 1988 and encodes 659 amino acids. The record is from RefSeq and is a predicted model, not a curated record. NCBI's taxonomy places the organism in Eukaryota, Haptophyta, Isochrysidales, Noelaerhabdaceae.
CUCGUCGCAUGGUGAAGCAAACGAUCUCCAAGCUCUGGGGCGAGCCCGCCAUGUGCAUCACGCCGAACUGGCAGUAUUUGUCGCCAAAGAGCUGGACCAAGGGCGACCUGGACUCCUUUUUCAUGCUCUUCUUUGACAACUUCUCUUCCCUCCUCGGCAUCCUGUCCGCUAUGCUCACCGCGCCGAUGAUCGCCUGCUCCUUCACGUUCACCGCGAACGAUGGCGAGCCCAACUACCCCGCGUACUACCAAGCGUUCGCGGACAUGGUCUUCCAACGGGUUUGCCCGGGCAUCGGCUGCGCCCUCCUGUUCGGCAACAUCUGGUACGCGAUUAUGGCCGCCAAGCUGUCCCGCAAGGAGAACCGGUCCGACGUUACCGCCCUCCCCUAUGGCGUCAACGCGCCCGCCGGCUUCCUCAUGGUCUACAUGGUGAUGCUGCCGCUCUGCUUCAAAAACUCGCCCUACGUCGAGUUCAAUUUCAACGGAAAGCCUGUUUCGGAGCUUCUGUCGCCCGAGGACUUCGCGUGGGAGGCUUUCGCGGCGGCCUGCUGCGCCAACCUGAUCGGCGGACUCUUCGAGGUGUGCGGCAUCGGCCUCGCCCAGAUCAUCCGGCGCAACGUGCCCCGCGCCGCUCUCUUCGCUCCCAUCUGCGGCGUCGGCUUCGUGUGGCUCGGCCUCAGCCCGCUCAUCGACGUGAUGCGCGAGCCGCUCAUCGGACUCCUCCCGCUAGCGCUCUGCUUCACGGGCUUCUUCGCCAACGGCGGCAAGGGCAUCUACCCCGCGCGCGUGCCCGCCGCGCUCGUCAUCUUCGCCGUCGGCACCGCCCUCUGGUGGAGCGGCCUCGCUCGCUGGGACACCGAGAACCGCGACGGCUGCGGCGAGACCGGCGGCACGGGCGACCUGAACGAGCGCUCGGUAAUGGGGUGCCAGGCCAAGUUCGCGGCGGAGACCUACGUGGGCAAGAACAAGUUCUCGCCCUUCACCGUCCUCGAGGGCUUCAAGGACAUUACCGCGCGCGCCAUCGCCAUCCAGCUGCCAAUCGCGCUCGCCUCCUUCCUCGAGACGAUCGAGAACGUCGAGGCGGCGGAGCUCGGCGGCGACAGCUACAACGUGCACGAGGCGAUGCUCUGCGACGGGCUCGGCACCAUGUUCGGCGCCAUCUGUGGCGCCACGAUCCCGACGACGGUGUACAUUGGCCACCGGAGGCACAAGGCGUCGGGCGCGACCGCGGGCUACUCGCUCUGCAACGGACUCGCGUACUUUGUCCUCAUGAUGAGCGGCCUCACCGGCCUCUUCUUCUACCUCAUCGACGGUGUCUCGAUCGGGGUCAUCCUCAUCGCCGUGGGCCUGAUGAUCGUGCAGCAGGCGCUGGAGGUGUCGCCGUCGCGCCACUACCCGUGCCUGAUGGUCGGCAUCAUGUUCGUGGUCGCCGACAUGAUCUACUUCGACCACUUCAACGCUGGAGUCGGCAUGGCCACCCGCUCGCUCGGCCGCAUGCGCGGCGUCUCCAACAUGGCGCCCGCGGGCGGCAUCAUGUGCUCGCUCAUCGUGAGCUGGAUUCUGUGCGACCUCACCGACUCGAACUUUGUGCGCGGCGGCGUCGUCGCCGCCCUCGCCUCCUUCCUCUCCCUCUUCGGCCUCAUGCACGGCAACAACUACGUUUUCUCGGACGGGACGGUGAUGUCCGCCGACACGGGAGGCGACCACUACACCACCGACCUGGGCGAGGUGGUCCUCUCUACCUUCACGGAGCCCAAGACCAACGCACUGGGCUUCGCGACGAACUACACGUUCGACGCGUCGAGCUACAAGAUCAACAACGACGAGAUUCGGCCGUUCAACGAGGGCUGGCGCUUCGCCAUCGCGUACGGGGCGCUCGCCCUCUUUUGCGCGGCGCACGCGGCCUACUUCAAGUAUUUCGCGCCUGGGCAGAAGGCUGCCCCCGAGGGCAAGGACGCCACGCCGGUCGCGAUCUCGACCGCGGCCUGAGCCCGAAGCAAGGACUAUUGCGCAAGGCUCCACACUGCUAGUGUGUAAUCUGGGAUGGCACUUGGGGUGGCUUGCGUACACUUGGCUUGCGACUGUACACUUGGGGCUGGGCGCGGGGCUGCGCGUGUAGCGCGUAUAGGGGAAGGGGUUGGGGAUUAGGGGGGGCGUGCGCGACUCCUGAGUGCUGAGAGGCAGAGCUACACGGCUUUCCUGUCUGUGCGGCUCUCGCAGUUCACUAGUGCUAGUGCUCGGGACGGCGCGGUUAUGCAUGUGUCCGGGGGGAGAGAGUGGGACGCCCGGUGCCGGAAGGUUUGAGUGUUUUGUUCGUUUCGUUAAACGGAUCUCACACUCA